AUGGCCAAAGUAAAGAAUAAGAAGAACUCUGGUCUAGCGGACAAAGUUCAUAACAAGAGAAAAAUGGAUAACAACAAGAAGAAGUUAAACCCAUUCGAAGUGCACAUUAACAGAGAAAAACUCAAAGUUUUAGGUAAAAAAUCUAAGCAUGAUCGUGGGUUGCCUGGUGUUUCUCGCGCUAAAGCUAUACAAAAGAGGAAAGAAACUCUUGGCACCGAAAUGAAACUGAUGAAUAAGACCAACACAUUCAUUGAUAACCGUAUUGGUGAGAAAAAUAAACAGUUGUCGGCUGAGGAUCGUAUGAUUGCCAGGUUUGCUGCCGAGAGGCAGAACCAGCGCACAAAAAAGAAUAUUUACAACUUAGCUGAUGAUGAAGUUUUAACACAUAGAGGUCAAACUUUGGAGCAGAUCGAGAAGUUCGACGAUCCCAGGUCUGAUGAUGAAGAGGAUGAUGGUGGCGUAAAGUUUGGUGGUGGAUUAGGAGAUGACUUUGUGGACGGACAUUUUGGUGGCGGACUCUUGUCUCAGACUGACUCCAAACACGGCGGCAAAUCACACAAAGAUUUAAUAGAACAGCUUAUUGCUGAGUCCAAGAAAAGAAAAGCAGAUAAACAAAAAGAAAAAGAACAGGCACUAGAUUUAACAGAGAAGUUGGACAGUGAGUGGAAGGAUUUGCAUCCUGUUGUAUUUACGAAAAUGAGAAAAGAAGACAAAGAGGAAUCUGCAAUUGAUAAGCUGCUCAGUCAAGCGGAGAAGAAGAGUUUCGAUUAUGAUAAGAUGAUGAGGGAAUUGCGGUUUGAGAAGAGAGGCACUCCAUCGGAUGCUUUGAUAAAUGACAAAAAACAAGAAAAAGAAGAGAAAGAAAGAUUGGAGCAGUUAGAGAGGGAAAGAGAACAGAGGAUGUUGGGAGAAGACGAGAGGGUAGUGGUGAAGCCUCAGCAGGCUAAGCCUAAACAUAGAUCGGCAGAGGACUUGGAUGAUAAUUUCGAAUUGGACGAUGAUAAGGAGUUCAUGCUGGCGUACGAUAAAGAUGGGAAACCGCUCGUACCCGAAAAUAUUCUUAAAGAUUUCUCAGUUCCAAAUACAAGACCGAAGUUUGAUGAUGGUAUAUCUGACACGUCUGAAGAAGAAGAAGAAGAUGAUGAUGACGAUGAAAGCGAUGAUUCUGAUGACGCAGAAUCUAAUGAACAUAAUGAAAAGGUUUCUAAACAGAAUGAAGAUUCUGAUGAUGCUUUAGAUACAUCCACUGAAGCUAAAACUAAAAGAAGAAAAUCGAAAAGUGAUACAGAUAAUGAUGAAAGUGAUGAUGAUAGUGAUUCUAUCGUACCACAAAAUAAUCAACAAUUAAUUUCUAAAAAUAAAACGAAGCUUCAGAAUGGCUCUGCUAUGGAACCUGAUAGAAAAAAGCAGAGAACUGAAGAUAAAGCUAAGAAUAAAAACGAGAGUAGCAUAUUGAUCCAAAAUACAAAAGAUAAAGAAAGUGACGAUGAAAGUAACGAAAAUGGAGAAGAAGAAGACGAAGAAGGAAGUACUGAAGAAGAUGAAGACGAUGAGGAGAAAGAAGAAGAUUUCAAUGAUUUAAAAGAUUUGAAAGAAUCAGAUGUUGAUAGUGAUAAUGAAAUGGUUGAAGAAGAUGUUGAGAAGAUUGGUUCUCUGUUUGAUCUCGCGUCGGAUGAAGGAGAUAAAUUAAAGGAAUUACUUUCAGGGAAAACGCCGUCUCAGCAAUCUACAGCCUUACAGAGCCUUAUAAAAAGUUAUGACCCAAGUCUUGCAGAAAAUAACAAAGACAGACUUAGUCGACUCUUCGCUCACAUGCUUCAGUACAUAAGCGAUAUCUUCACUGACUUGAAAGACGAAAGCGACGUUUUAAAAUCACUUCUCACAUUCGAUAAGCUUGCGCCAUUUUUCUACGAUUUGGCGCACACAAACAAAGUUUCCACAAAAAAAUAUUUAGUAGAAUUAUUAAAAGAAAAAUAUGGCAACUUUAAAAAGCGGCAAAAACGUGUACCGGAUUUAGAUACGUUAAUAUUUUUCAAAUUAAUAUCUCUUUUAUAUCCCACUUCUGAUUUUCGACAUCCUGUUACGACGCCUGCAUUGAUUUUCAUGUCGGAAAUUUUAAUUUCGUGUAAAUUCAAUAACGCUUAUUCAAUAUCAAGGGGAUUGUUUGUGACUACCCUCAUAUUAGAAUACACAAUAUUAUCAAAAAGAUUAGUACCCCCAGCUAUAAAUUUUCUACGCGGUAUUUUAUAUUUAAGCGCCAAUACUAGCGUUUUGAAUCCAAUAGAAGUUGUCCCGCCAUUUAAAUUACACAGAGACGCAAAAAUUUUAAAUUUAGAUACCGACUGUUCGAAAAUGGACGUUCAAAACAAAAUGGCCGCCAAAGAUUUUGUAAUGGCCGACAUAGAUGAUGAUUUUAAAAUUCGAUGUUUGUUAACUAGUAGUGGAAUUUUGAGAGAAUUUUUUGAUUAUUUUAAUGAUAUUGAGGCACAGCAGUAUUUAUUUGAGCCGCAUUUAAAAUUGAUGGAUAGAAUCGACUUAGAUUUAUAUCCUAAGAAGAUUAACAAAACUAUUAGUGGUGUGGUUCAGUAUAUGAAGUCGACUUUAGAAGUGAAGACGUUUAGUCCGUUGUGCAGAGAGAAACCUAGACCGAAAGCUCUGAGGCUGUACGAACCAGAAAUAAAGGAAGUAUUUACUGGCAGCAAGUCAUCUAAACAACUGAAGACCAGAUACAAGAGGGAGAUGAAGGGAGCACUAAGGGAGAUCAGAAGAGACAAGUCGUUCAUCGCUUCAGUCAAGAUAAGGCAGAAGAUUCAAAGCGAUAAUAUAAGAAGAGACAAAGUGAAACAGAUAUACAAGGAUGCGGCCAUCCAACAAGGAGAGCUGAACAAAAUGAAACGUAUGAAAUAA
Arctia plantaginis is the source of this 2907-nucleotide messenger RNA. The record is from the annotation of a GenBank genome assembly. Lineage: Eukaryota; Metazoa; Arthropoda; Insecta; Lepidoptera; Erebidae.